Messenger RNA from Darwinula stevensoni, 1473 nucleotides. The record is from the annotation of a GenBank genome assembly. Lineage: Eukaryota; Metazoa; Arthropoda; Ostracoda; Podocopida; Darwinulidae.
AUGAGCCUGGGCCUUUCUUUAUUUUUACCAGUUGCUGCAAAGAUCAAGAACCUCCAGGAUUAUUAUGGAAGGGUGAUGAAUAAUGUUCAACCGCUUCCAUCAGGAGUGGACAUCAGUAAUACCAUUAAGUACUUCUCUCAAGUUCUUCUUGGUGUUUUACGAGAUGUACCACAAUCUCCUCUGGAACUGUUAAGACAUGGAGGAUCCAAUGAGAGUCGCCUGGCCUUGUUUCCUAACCUUGAUUAUAUUGGUCUCUUUGAAGCGCUCAUACAGACUGCCCAGAUUGUCCCCCUUGUCCCAUCAGCCUCCCAGUGGUAUGAUCUCGUCCUCUGUCAACAUGUGAAUUGCCCCAAAGGCCGAGCUGCAGAGGCAGUCCAAAUGUGCCAAGAUCAUAGUAUCUCAAUCUUCCUUGGAGGAGAUUCACCACCACCUUUGUUUGUCUGCCCAGAUUGUGCUGAGUUUGUUCACUCAGAAUGGCCCUCUGUUCUGCUUGAGGAUCUUCUUUUUCCUCUCCAGCAAGUUUCACUUACAUGUGAAAAUAAGGUACUGAGAUUUGGUAUCAUGAAAACAGUGACAAGAGUUUUGGAGGACUAUUACAGGAGUGAUUUCCUUAAGGUGCAUGGAGAAAACAUGCUUCUCACAUGGCUAAAAGAUGAGAAACAGGCUUGCCAACAAUGGAACUGCAGAUCUCAGCAGAAGGCUGCAGUCUCCACAUGCUUCUCCAUGGAAUGUGCAAGUUAUAAUGGAAACCAUCCCAUGAGGUACUGCCAGCAGUGCCAUAACAUCCGGCACAAUGAGAGACGUGGAUACAAUCAUGCAUUCUCCAUGAAUGUUUCCUCAGCUUGGAGUCUUCCCACGUGUACACAACCGUACUGCUUUGAAGCAAUUAUUAGCUUGUUGAAGGAAGCCCAGUUGCCAAUUGAGCCCAAAAAUCAAGACACCCAUGACAGACAUGUUCGAUUCUCUCAUUUUGACAUAUUUGAGCAACCUGAUCCUGCAGAAGUUGAAGAGAGAAGAUUGAUUUCUCGCUUUGGCAUUUAUCUUCUGGUGGGCUUAUGCAAGCCACAACCUGAUACUCCUAUAGAUGUACUGGGGAGACUUCUUAGCAUGCUUUUCCAGUGGUUUCAUGCUACAGCUUGCCUUCCUGAUGACAAGACAACCAACACCCUGGAACAGUUGAAGAGUGAUUAUGUUCAAGAAUGGCUUCAAAGUGUCAUGAAUCUUCAUCCAAAUGUUGUGAAGGAGUGUCUUCUCCCUUUGCCUGUGGAAUAUGCUCGUGUUGGUGGUAAUUGGGAAAGUCAGAUAACCAGGGCUGAGCAUGUGAAACAAGGCUUAUCUCGUCUGCUUUGCCUAGUUCCUUAUGAACUCAUUUCUUUGGACCUCUGGACAGAAAUCAUGCCUUUCUGGAUGGAAGCCAUCAAUACAGAUAUUCCUGAAGCAGAAUACCAAGACAUUCGUGUGGUGCUGACGUAA